Messenger RNA from Arachis stenosperma, 1228 nucleotides. Its product is annotated as floral homeotic protein AGAMOUS. Gene Ontology annotation, biological process: positive regulation of transcription by RNA polymerase II. Gene Ontology annotation, molecular function: RNA polymerase II cis-regulatory region sequence-specific DNA binding; DNA-binding transcription factor activity, RNA polymerase II-specific; protein dimerization activity. The transcript has 9 exons. Bases 197 to 973 code for a protein of 258 amino acids. Gene Ontology annotation, cellular component: nucleus. Lineage: Eukaryota; Viridiplantae; Streptophyta; Magnoliopsida; Fabales; Fabaceae. The record is from RefSeq and is a predicted model, not a curated record.
UUUAUCACUUUAUAAAUACCCAUCUCUUCAUCCAUGUCACUUUGUUUCUGAAAUUAUAUAUAUAAAGCUAUCUCCUUCCUCUUCUUCUUCUAAGAACAAACAAGCUAAGAAGGAUCAAAGCCAAAAGAAAAUCAAGGGCAAGAGCUCAGAACCUCUGUUGUGUCUUAAUUUGGUAGGUAUAGGUGAAAUAAAGAAGAUGGCUUUUCCAGGAGCAAAUGAAUCCAUGUCAGGAGCAAGUUCACCACAGAGAAAGAUGGGAAGGGGUAAGAUUGAGAUCAAGAGGAUUGAGAACACUACAAAUCGCCAAGUAACCUUUUGCAAGCGCAGAAAUGGUCUUCUCAAGAAAGCUUAUGAGUUAUCUGUGCUUUGUGAUGCUGAGGUUGCUCUUAUAGUUUUCUCCAGCCGUGGUCGUCUUUAUGAAUAUGCUAAUAACAGUGUCAAAGCAACUAUUGAUAGGUAUAAGAAAGCAUGUUCAGAUUCAUCUGGUGUUGGAUCUACUUCCGAGAUUAAUGCUCAGUAUUACCAGCAAGAAGCAGAAAAACUGCGUGCCCAAAUUAGUAACCUGCAGAAUAACAACAGGCAAAUUCUAGGUGAGUCAUUGAGCAGUAUGAAUGUGAGGGACCUCAAAAACCUGGAGAAUAAAUUAGAGAAAGGAAUCAGCAAGAUUCGUUCCAAAAAGAACGAGCUGCUGUUUGCUGAAAUUGAAUACAUGCAAAAGAGGGAGAUAGACUUGCACAACAACAACCAGCUUCUUCGAGCUAAGAUAGCAGAAAGUGAGAGGAACAACAUGAGUGUGUUGCCAACUACUGGACCCACAAACUAUGAAUCAAUGCAUCAAUCUCAUGAACAACAUCAGCAUCAGCAUCAGCAUCAUCAGCAGCAAUUUGAUUCUCGUGGCUACUUUCAAGUCACUGGCUUACAACCCAAUAGUCAGUAUGCACGCCAAGACCAAAUGUCCCUUCAAUUAGUCUAAGAUUGAUGUCAUUGUGAUUGUGAUUGUCACCCUAGCUACCUAAUUAUUACCAACUGGCUAGUACGUAAUAUAAGCAGCAAAAUAUAUGAGGAUGCAUUGCAUGGGAUUUAACCAUUAAUUAAUAUAUAUAUGUAGUUGCCAUCUUAGGCUUUCAUCACUCAUAAGACUACCCUGUAUCUAUAUAUUCUCAACUGCUCCAUCUCUAUUAUGUUUAUAUUAAUUAGUAUGUGUACUAAGAUUAUCAACAAGACACUA